This is a messenger RNA of Scomber scombrus (Atlantic mackerel), 1035 nucleotides long. RefSeq lists its product as uncharacterized. The transcript is spliced from 5 exons. Lineage: Eukaryota; Metazoa; Chordata; Actinopteri; Scombriformes; Scombridae. Gene Ontology annotation, molecular function: protein binding. The record is from RefSeq and is a predicted model, not a curated record. The coding region runs from base 1 to 1035 and encodes 344 amino acids.
AUGACAUCAUAUUGUAAUCCUUCAGGACUGAAGGAGCCUCAACUGGAGGCAUCAGAGGAGGUGCUGGAGAACAGCAGGGUGUUUGUCAAUCUGAGGCUGAAACAGCACCCAAAUCUCUCCCAUUGCAACAUCAGUGAUGGUGUUCAGCACCUGUUUUGCAAAGCAGUUCAGCGUCUUAACAAGGACAUCUGGAGUGUAACCCUGUCCAGCCUUCUCCUAGAUACACAGAACCACGUCAUCUCUGAUUUAGCAAGAGAAGAAGACCUGAUGGAGCAUGGACCACAGAUCUGCACACCUUCAAUCCUUCUGAAGCCUUCAUCAUUCACCAGCAUCAACAUGAGAGCUAUUGUGCUGCUGUGCCUGCUGCAUGCAGCAUUUAGUGAGGGUAGACGUUAUUCCUGGAAUGGACCUAUCCAAUUAACGACAAUGUCUCCAACUCCAACUCCCAAUGAAGAUAAUGCGUGUCUUACGGACCAGACGUCAUGUGGAUGCUGUCUGAUGCAGACACACAUGGAGAGGAUGGAAGGGUUCUUUAACGUGGGUCUUGAAGAAAUUAAGAACGAGCUGACAAAAGCAAAAAAGGUCCUCGACAAUAUGAGAGCAAGCCGUAGUGCCUUCUCCGUGGCUCUCAGCAGUGACAGUACUAUGAAGUGCCAUGUCCCCUUUACUAUCAACAAAAACAUUGUCUACCAACACGUCUUCCUCAACCUGGGAGGCGGCUAUGAUGAGCAGACUGGUAUCUUCACUGUUCCCUACUCUGGUGUCUACAGUCUGACUCUGACCCUCUACGGUAACGCUGUCUUCCUCGGUGAGAAAUUGUCCACUUGUGCAAGUUUGCGGGUCAACACACAGGUUGUGGGUACAAUCGUCGAACGAAACGGCUCGGACCGUGAAGACAGUGCCACUGUUUUUGUGGCCGUGGAACUGAAGGCCGGGGACCAGGUGGCUGUCAGCCUGCUUGAAGGAUGUUUCGUCUGUGAUGACAACAAUCACUAUAACACUUUCACUGGCUUCUUGCUGUAUUCUACUGAUUGA